Messenger RNA from Epinephelus moara (kelp grouper), 2817 nucleotides. It is a transcript of the gene map1lc3a, whose product is annotated as microtubule-associated protein 1 light chain 3 alpha. Gene Ontology annotation, biological process: cellular response to nitrogen starvation; macroautophagy; autophagy of mitochondrion. Bases 152 to 517 code for a protein of 121 amino acids. The transcript is spliced from 4 exons. The record is from RefSeq and is a predicted model, not a curated record. Gene Ontology annotation, molecular function: ubiquitin protein ligase binding. Gene Ontology annotation, cellular component: autophagosome; cytosol; autophagosome membrane. NCBI's taxonomy places the organism in Eukaryota, Metazoa, Chordata, Actinopteri, Perciformes, Serranidae.
GUCCUCGAGCUGUUUUGGCUUCAGACAGAGAGCAGAGACGACCGGAGACACUCAACCGAAGAACCCUCCAGAUUCUUUGUCGCCGUGUCGCGUUGGGAGCAGCUGAACUGCACAUUCAUUAGAUAACAGCUGUGUAAUUACUGUGACAGAGAUGCCGUCCGACAGACCCUUCAAACAAAGGAGGACAUUUGCUGACCGGUGCAAAGAGGUCCAGCAGAUCCGUGAUCAGCACCCCAACAAGAUCCCUGUGAUCAUUGAGAGAUAUAAGGGAGAGAAGCAGCUGCCCGUUUUGGACAAGACCAAGUUCCUGGUGCCUGACCACGUCAACAUGAGUGAGCUGGUCAAGAUCAUCAGGCGUCGGCUGCAGCUGAACCCCACGCAGGCCUUCUUCCUGCUGGUCAACCAGCACAGCAUGGUGUCAGUGUCCACACCCAUCUCUGAGAUCUACGAGCAGGAGAGAGACGAGGACGGCUUCCUCUACAUGGUCUACGCUUCGCAGGAGACCUUCGGCUGCUAGGGAGGGGGAGGGGAGGGAGAGCGGGACAUCUUGAGGUGCUGGGAGGACGGUGGGAGAGAGGGUGAGGGGAAAAGAGGAGGUACAUGGUGUCACAACCGACCAGAAAUCACCAAACUCCAUGAUUUUCUCCACUUUGUUGCAUUGCAGGCCCACGUAGCAGCACCCGUCAGUCCGUGUACAGACACCCCUCGUCCCUCUCUCUGUCGUAGUCGAGCACCCUCUUCAUAUUGGUCAGUACAACACUAGCUACAAAAGCCAGAGGACAUCCUGUGUGUCUCUCCUGCCCUCAGAGUUAGAAUCAUACCUGUGAUAGCUCCGAGUGUUUCUAGUUUGAUUUUCCCUCAUGUUCUUUUGGUCCCACCCCGACUGAGUUCUCUUAUUUUGAAAAGGUGGGACAAACCAACCAAUGAGUUUGGAAUCUGCGAGUAAACUCUUCAUCCUUAAAACUACAUGUGUAUUAGACAAGCUAAACUUGAAACCAGGCAGUCGCUUGCAAGCCGGUCAGAGUUCAGGAUGUAAUUUGAAGCUGGGCUGAUGAAGUCACUGACACUGCUCAGAGUUGAAACCCUCUGACAUGUACGCGGGUGAGAACACUGCACAGCCAGGGUCAUAACUCUGCAGCAGUCUGCUGUGUCAGUCUAUAUUCUCGUCGUCGCAGCAGCAGCAGUACAAACUAGAAGAUAGGUCGGUAGUGAUUUUUACCUUUUUAACUUUUUUAACUCACAUUUUAGUUUUUUAAUUAUCGUCUUAUGUUUGAGAUAUUUAGCUGUAGUUUAGUUUGUGUUACGUAGCUAGUUUGUUUGAAUCAUACAUGUACCGUCAGCCUGAAGCUCAACUUGCCAACUCGCCACUGGCUACCGAGUAGCUGACAAUCAGGCUAAAAAAAAAAGACUGUAAUAAAUUAUUAGCAUUUUACACGUGCAAUAUUUAUCCCCUCUCACGCCCUCGCAGGGUCACACACUUUAAACGACACAAGCAGUGAUGUCAGGUAACGCAACACUACAACGCCAUGUAACUAACAGGUCGGUCAGAAGAGAAGUUAGCAUCACACGCUGCUACGUCCUGUCAGCAAGGUCAACAGCACGUUAACUUUUUGCCCAGAGCAUCACUACUCACCUGUCUUCCUGCACAAGACCCCGCCCCCCUCGUUAUUUAACCACACACACAUUUAACAUCAUAAACAGCCAAUCAGGUGAAGCAGAUUCAAAGGCCUAUCCAGUAGAUUUUAGUCUGUGCAAACACGAGACGUGCACCGUCCCAACAGUCGUGAAGUUAGAUGCUUGCUUGUGGUUCAGAGGGAUUGUGCUCAAAAGAAAAACAUGAUGAAUAUUAAAUCUGACAAUAUUUGGAGACGAGCAAUUAUCUCGCUUGAAACUGACACAGUUGGUUUGGAUCAGCAGAACAGGAGGGGACGCCGUCUCCACACGGGGAGGAUUACAUGAUGUUUUGGUCUUAACACACUAUGUGAUUUUUAUUUCCGUUUAUUUCUGUCUGGCAGGCGCAGACGGUGAAGCGCCAAUAGAACGAUUGCAUUUUGUAUACUGAGCAGAGCUGACGCAGCCCCGUCCUCGGCAGCAGGUCAUCAAAUCCCAGUAAAGCUUUUCAGCUGAGGCGAGGUGAAAUAAGGCCUCGCUUUGAUAUCACGUCUCCCCCUGCGAGGGUGGCGUCCCCUCACGGCCUCGUGUUACACAGCUUGUAAGAACGCCACGUUUGUCAUGGUAGCAUAGACUCGAGCAUUAGACAUAAUAAAAUGUAUUUAAUGUCGGAAAUGAAUGAGCUUCUUUUGCACAUAAAUUAAUACGAAUAUAAAAAAGAGUUGGCAUAGAAUUUUUUUAGGAAUUACUGUAUCUAUAUAACAAUUAUCUCUUCUUUUUGUAUCUGCUCCUCUUCUCCAGCGCAUUGCUGCUCUCUACCUGUAUGUUCGUCUGUCUGCCUUUGUUUAAUGAGACUUUAUAGACGGAAGGUUGUGAUGCACUACAGACCUUGCAUGUUCUGACUUUUUUUUUUAUAAAUGUAUAUUGAUUUUACGCGAUAGAUAUAAUUGUAUUGUUUAAUAUAGAAAAAGUCUUUUUAGAUGUUUCCCAAACCAAAAACUGAAAAUAAGUGUAUGUGUAUGUUUGAAACAAACAAACAAAAAAAAAUGUGUGCGUAUAAACGAUCAUAUAAUCGAGCUGUAUUACAAAGUGUGUUUUUCUUUAGGCUUUCUGACAUGGUCACUAUUUGGAGGGGUGUAUAUAGACGCAUUGCUACAACCUUAUUCAAAGCAUUUGCCAAUAAAUAAAAAAGUUGCCUUUAAAAUA